AUGGAUUUCAUCAAGACCAGUUCCCUGCGUGCUCUGAUUGAGUUAACUUUCCAACGCAACUGGAAUGGCCUCAUUUGGAUGAGUAGAAAAGGAGUUAUAGCCAAAAGAGUGAAGACUGCUCCAGACGGCUCUAUCGAGAAUCAGCCCAACCGCGCAGUCCGGCUGGCCGAGGAACGAUGUUCCGCGCUCGGCCAAAGUCAUAUCCGUCCGUCUGAAGUCUCGGCCAAAGUCCAAACCACCGGCCGAUCACAACACGACCCGGGAAACAUUGUCCCGCGGUCGGCCAAGCCACAACGUCACGCCACGCCGCGCACGACCAUGCGCGCGAGCCGGGAACAAGCCUCGCGGCCGCGCAACCACUCGCGUACCACGGCCGAUGCAUCCGUCCGAGCCGGGAAGAACGUCCCACGUCCGGCCGAGAAACCAUCGGCCAAAUCUUCAUCCCCCGACCACGCCGGCCGACCGUGA
Microthlaspi erraticum is the source of this 468-nucleotide messenger RNA. NCBI's taxonomy places the organism in Eukaryota, Viridiplantae, Streptophyta, Magnoliopsida, Brassicales, Brassicaceae. The record is from the annotation of a GenBank genome assembly.